AUGGCGGGCCUUUUUCGUCUGCUAAAGAUGCAGUACACGCCUCCGACAGACCCACGGGGGAUCUCAUUCGCUGGCAAGACUGUUAUAUUGACAGGAGCCACGUCUGGCCUGGGCUACGAAGCCGCCAUCAAAUUUCUGAAUCAAGGCGUGGACUCAUUGAUCAUCGGCAGUCGCAGUCUCGAGCGAGGUCACUGCACCAAACAAGCUCUUGAAAGAUACACCAAUCGGCCUGGGGUGGUCCAAGUCUGGGAGCUUGAAAUGAACAGCUUUCAAAGUGUUCAGAAGUUUGCCAGACGCGUCAACGAUGAGCUUCAGCGGGUGGACAUUGCACUCUUGAAUGCUGGUCUCUGGAACCGUGAAUACACAAAGUCACCCGAAGGCUGGGAAGAGAUCCUACAAGUCAACACUUUGUCCACGUCAUUGUUGGCCUUAUUGCUUCUACCCAAGUUGCGAGAAUCCUCGUCGGCCACUGAACCCGCCCACUUGAGUGUAGUCUCGAGUCAACAGUUUGUGCGCGUCAAAGCCGAAAGUCUCCAAACGGAUGGUGCGUUGCUCGAGCAUGUGAAUGAUGAAGAGCAUUUCAAAGGUCCGAAACAAUACGGCAUCUCGAAAUUGCUGUUGGAAUAUAUGAUGAAGAACGUUGCCGACCUGGUUCGAAACGAUGACGGUACUUUGCAAGUUAUUGUCAAUACCGUCAGCCCCGGGCUGUGCCAGUCAUCCCUUGGAAGACAAUAUAACCGCUUCUACGAGCGAUGGCUUGUGUGGGUGAUGUAUAAACUGUUUGCGCGCACGACUGAACAGGGGUGUCGAUCUUUGGUCAGUGCGACUGUGCAAGGCGCAGAGUCGCAGGGAAAAUGUUGGAGAAGCGAUGGAUAUCUGGAGUACGUCCUGAUGCCCUUCUUGCAAUGCCAAGCACUGACAAUUUUUAGUGAAUCUAUUGCCCUUACGACUGGAGUGAAAGGCAAAUCUUUCCAGGCCAAGGCGUGGAAGGAGAUCUUGCAAGUGCUGGAGGAGCAAGCACCAGACGUGAGAGAUAUCGCUCAGAGAUCUUAA
Molecule: messenger RNA, 1053 nt
Organism: Penicillium maclennaniae
Lineage: Eukaryota; Fungi; Ascomycota; Eurotiomycetes; Eurotiales; Aspergillaceae
Product: putative short-chain dehydrogenase/reductase family protein
Exons: 1
Coding region: 1-1053 (350 amino acids)
Source: RefSeq, a predicted model, not a curated record